Molecule: messenger RNA, 907 nt
Organism: Panicum hallii
Lineage: Eukaryota; Viridiplantae; Streptophyta; Magnoliopsida; Poales; Poaceae
Exons: 1
Coding region: 126-758 (210 amino acids)
Source: RefSeq, a predicted model, not a curated record
UCAUCCUCGCCGUAGCUUCUUGUAAGUUCCCAUGUGUGUCUCCUUUCUCAUCUUCUUCCUCACUUCAUCCCCCUCUACAGAUUGCACAAGCUGCAUCGCUGCAUGUUCAUUCCAGGAUCCAAGCCAUGGAUUUCCAUAGCCGCAUGAAGGCCAUUCUUGUUGCCCUUACCUUCCUGUCCAUGGUAGCUUUGUCGCCUAACAUGUACACCUACCUAAGGGCCUUCUUCAUGGAGUCCCUCCCUCCUGUCGUCUCCACUGUUGUCACACCCAAGUGUCUCUUUGUCUUCUCCAACAUUAUUGUGGUGUUCCUCAUCAGCGAGUCCAAGCUCUCACGUGCUAACAUUGCUGCAAGGAACGAGAGCGUGCUAAAUGGUUAUCAUAAGCAGGAGGAGGUGCUGGUGACAGAGGCAUUGCUGCCGGCGAUCCCUGAAGAUACCAAGCAAGGACUACAGAGCAGCAUGGUAAUGGAAGUAGGCGAAGAGCAGGAUGCUGCAGCUGUAAAUGAAGCUCUGAAGAUGGAUCAGCAGUGUGAGGAUGAAGUUAUUCAUGCAGGUGUAUAUCGGGUAGAUGAACUCCAAGCAGAAGUGGAAGAAGAGGUCAGCGCAGGGGUAGGACAAGACUGCUCAGCAGAGGAGGAACUGGAAGAGAGGGGCCUGCCGCCGGCCGACGAGCUGAACCGGCGCGUGGAGGACUUCAUCGCGAGGUUCAACAUGGAGAGGCAGCUCGAGGAGGCACAGAUGCUCGUAUGCUGCUGCUGAGCACUACGUACUACGUAGAAUGCAUGUUUUCAUAUCAAGAUAGGAGUUACAUAUGUACUAGAGAUGUUGUAAUUAACUUAAUGCUCAUGCAACACUGCUGUAAAUAACGAACUGAAGUGAUUUGGAAGAAGUGGGCAACCUUUUUGAUA